AUGGCGGCGGUAUUCAAACCAAUGGUUCGAUGGGCUCAAAGCAAAGAAAGACUGUUUUUAACGCUAGAGCUUACAGAUGUUCAGGUUUGCUGCAUGGAGAAAUAAAACGUUGUAUUUUUGUUCUGAUUGUGACCUUUUGGUUUGUUUUUUAUGUUAUUUAAUAGUACCCUGCUGUUGAGUUGACAAGUACUCGUCUGGUGUUUCAAGGUAAGCUCAUAACAAUUACGUUACUUUGACUUUUUUUUAUUUACGUUAUUCUGUUUUAUCACUUAAGCGACAUGAUUUUUCCUAAAUCUGAAUUUAACUGUAUAUAAAAAAGUAGACUAGUCUAUAACUAUAACCCAAUAACGACCGGUUGCAUUUAAUUUCAGUCCAAUUCGUUUUGUUGUAAUAUUUUUUUGCAGGUUUUGGACGCGGUGCAAGGGGAGAGCAACAGUACCAUGUAGACAUCAAUUUUUACAAACCUGUCGAUAUCACGGUAUACCUUAUUUCACUGAGUACAAUGUUUUGUUACUUUAAACAAUAAAAUGUACAACUGACACUUUUUAAGACUGACACCUUUUCAGUGGAAACUUGUUAAAUUGGUCUCCACCUGCAUUUCCAUCUAGAUCCUUAAUUACCAUAAAUGUUUAAAUAAAUGUCCAUAUUUCUAUAAUAACAGUUACUGCCCAAUGUCAAAUCGACAUCCCUCGAAAUUUCAAUUUGGUUUUAAAAAAUAAGGGAUAUAGAAUGGUUCCUUGAAAAACGUGGGUCUAGGAAAAUUUUUGCCAGAUCUCUAAAUCUUGGAAGUGCUUGUGAUAGGUCUCAAAGUCUUGUUUUUGGAUGAUUUUGCAUCUUGGAGUCUCGAGUUCUUUUAAAUCUCAGUCCUGAAUUUUGAAACGGGCAUUGCGCAGUCUUGCAAAGUCUCAAAUUUACCAUUCUAUACCUCUAAAAUUCUUAUGUCUAAUAUUUUUGUUGCCCCCUUAGCCUGUUCCAGGUGUUCAGAUAGUUGGGAGCAGUGCAAAGUAAAAUAAGCAAGGAAAAAUAGAGGGGGGACUAAAACUUCACCACAGCUGACCAUUGAUUCCGAGAUUGUUUAGGUUAAUAAAAACAUCUCUUGACUGAUGACCAUCUGGACAUUGACUCUGACACUAAAGACUAUGCUCAGCUAUUACACUCAGACAUGUAAUUCCUGUUUUGAAUUUUCUUCAAGAUUAUGACCAGAACUAUGUACCUUACAGAACCUUGUAAAACCUGGAAAAGGGGCUAACAGUAAGAAACUAAGAAGAAAUAGCAGUCAUAAAACAAAUUGAAAAGAAAAGGAAAAAUUAUGUGGCUUUGCAGGAUCUCUAACCCAGAAUUGAAAGCAUAAGUUUUACCAUUUGUCAGAAAAUAGCCAUCUAUCUAAUGAGAACAAAAGUAUCCUAUUUGAGAAAACUGACUUCAUGUAAACCCACUGUUUGAAAAACAAACAUAUAUUUUCUUACAUGGGUGGAAUUCAAAAUAUAUGGCGAAACAAAGUUACAACGUGACUAGUGGAAACAUAAAAUUUGGCAUACCUCAGGGAAAGGGCCAAAUAAGUUUAUUGGCAUGGUCUUGUUUGUUGUUUGGUUUGUUGCUAGGGAACUGGCAGACACCAACCUGAUAUAUUAUAGGUAACCCAAGCUUCCACUGCCCUAGGCAAUCCAUGUAUGAGACGAAUUCUGUCAAAUUUAUAAACCUCUCUAAACUCAAGCUUUCAGCCCUGACCUUGCAAGGGACCAAAAUGUAGUAGUUGAAGUGAAUGUUGUAAAAGUUAAAUGAAUGCCUCUCUUUUGAAUCACACCUACCAGUAUUAUCUAAUAAGCACCCAUGGUAUAAACUUUACGCACAUUUUUAGCAGCUGUGAAUUGACAUCUCUCCCUUUCACAUUUGCCCCCUUACACUGCCACAUUUCUCUUUCUCCUCCCUCCCUUACCCUGUCCUUUUGCAAUUCCAACUCAUUCAAGCAUGGUCCCAUAUCUCCAUUUUUUAUUAAGGUAGUGUGAAUUUAAAGAGACUGUUCAGUGUUGCAAAUAGUAUGCUGUUAGUUGUCUGCAGGUGAUAGUAAGAGAUGUAUAAAUAUCAUGAAUAAAAAAUAUAUAAAUAUUAUUCCUUAGUCUAAUAGAUGAGAAAUUCAUCUGCCUAAAGUAAAAUCCACUUUUGGCCAGUCUACUCUUAAUUCACAAGAGCAAAAGAUUGGAACAAUUGAGUUGCCCAAUGAAUUAUGGGCUGAUGGCCUAAAUUACAUAGGAUCUUUCAAAGCAAAGGCAUUUGCAUAUUUGCCAGAACUAGUCAAAACAUAGCAAAAAAUGUAGAUUUGAGAUCAAUUUGUUAUUUUAACAUCUUUAAUUUUAUAUAUUGUAAAUAUUAGUCUUUCCACUUUUUUACCAUGUACUAUUCUUUUUAAUCUUGAAAUAUUUUAUUACUGCACACAGGUUUAGACCAGCUACAUUUUCAUACUCAGCUGAUCUAUUUUUUUGCAAUAAUUAUAAAUAAAGUAUCUAAUUAAUUCAAUUUAGUAAUAAACUGGAAGAAUUUACCCAAUUUUAGAACUUUAUGGAAUAGUCUCUAUCAUUUCCUGACUUGUAUUAAUAUUCAUUUAUGAUAAUAUACUGUGCUAGGCAAGUAACCACAAAGUCCUGGACCGUUAUGUAGAGUUUUCCAUUGCAAAGCAGGCAGGCCAGCAUGGUAAGCAGCUUAUAAACUAACAGCUCACAUUUUCAGAAGUUAAGAAUUCCCUUUUAGGAGGCCUUUCUUUCUUUUCUUUUUUCUUACAGAAUAGAAGAUUGCAAGGUAUUGCUAUCCUCAUGUAUAAGGUUAACCACAAUUAACUAUGUCUCAUGAAAAUAUCCAGGCUCUUUUAUAUGCAUUGUACACCUUAAAACCUGAGAGUAGCAGAGUUCGCCAUCCCCAUUUUCAAGACCAAGAAAUAUGGAAAACACUCGCUCACUUAUUUGGGACUAUAAGUUGUGGAAUAGACUAGCUACUGGCAUGGGCAAAAUUAGGACCAUCUUUGAAGGAUUCUAAACAUCGUAUUUGGAAAUGUGAUUUAAGUGCGAUGGUAGAAGAUGAUAAUUGCACAAACUGCAUUCAUUGUAACUCCUAACAGAAUGAAAUAUUCCAGACUGGCUUUCUAUUUUAGUUAGUUUUUUAGGUCUUUUAACUAGGCUUUUAGUACCGAAUCGUUAGUAGGCUUUUUGAUCAUGUAUUAGUUAAUAGGUUUUCUUAUUGUUAAGCAUCCCCGAUUAGUAGAGGGGUAUUACCCUAGGCUAGCUACAUUGACAUGUUAAUAAAGUUUUUGAUUGAUUGAUUUUUGUGCUUUUAAGAGUUUUGGCCGCGGUUAAUUGUGGAUGAGCAGAAACCAGCAUGGUUAAAAGUGAACUUUGAUCGAUGGCAAAGUGAAGAUGCUUCAGAAAGUGAAAAAGAGGAAGAAGAACAGAAAGCCAAACUAGAGGUAAGGAAAUUCCAUGUAAUUGUCCAUAAAUUUCAAUUUCUUGUUUGUAACUUAGUUCUUUAAAUUGUUUUACUGAAUUCCUCCAGUCGAAUCAUGUCAGCCUCAUUAAUGAGUUGAUUUGUAGAGUUUAAGAUUAAUUUGAUCAUAAAGCUGAUAAAAUUAAAUGAGCAACAAAAAGAAAAUCUUGACGGUACUCACAAGUUUCAUUCUCUUUCAGGAUUUACUGGCUCAAAGUAAAGCAAUGGAAGCAGAUCUGGAUAAUGAGAUUGAGAAAACAAAACAAGAAGGUGCAUGUACAUUUUAUAUACACUUGCAAAGUUAUUACACAAAAAAACUUAAGUCUUGAAUACCGGUAUUAAUUCGCUUACACUACGUCAUGUCAAUCUCUCAGCUCAUAUCGUCAGGAGCCAUAGGGCAAAGUAAACACUUGUUUUAAAAUUUUUUGUUUACUGAUAAGAUUGCUAUUUCAGUUUUCAGAUUCAUUCGAACAUUCUACCUUGUUUUGUACAACCUGUUGCAAGCAGGAUUGUAUAUUUACAUCACCUCAGUUCUUUUAUCAAGAUUAGUGUUUCUUAGAACAGGUACUUGAAAAACAAUUACUGAAUGAUUUACUUACUGUUUGCUAUUUGUAGUGACCACUAUCACAGUAAAGACUGAGCAAGCCAAGUUAGAAUAUUUUUGCAAUAAAAUAAAUUGUUACGUUUAUAUGGUCAAACCUCUACUAGUCUAGUGGCCAUCUCUCUACAGCCAGUUUGUUCUCCAGAAAAUGUGUAGUAAAGGGAGAAAAAAUUAAACUGUGUGGCAAUAGAUUAGUUCAAAGGAGUGGAAAGCCUUUCAUGCUACUUACCUGGCACACCUAGAGUUUGGAGUUAGGUAUGGCCAUGGGUUGCACCAUCAUAUUUCACGUUUGUUUUUAUUGAAAAAAGUGUUAAGAAACAAUUACCACCAAUUUAUUAGCCUCUUAAAAAAUGAAAUAUUUUGUGUGAGUAGUCAAUGUUUCUGUGGCGACUAUACACACAAUUUUUGCCAACUGCCGGAGCUUCUGGGUGCUCAGACAUAAAUUCAUGCUUGUUUUUGAUGAUAAUUACACGAAACAAAACAAAAUGUUUACAUAUAAAAUGUUUACCUAUAAAAUUUCAUUAAAUUGUUUACUACUUGUUGUCUUGACUUGAUCUCUGAUUGAUUCAUCACUGAUUUCUACUGCUCAGUCUGCUUUGAUCAUUUUAACAGCUGCUUUUCCAUCACAUCUUUUCUUUUAAACUUAUCAUUAGGUGCCUUCCCAGUAGCUUAUGAUGCAGUUAGUGAUGUAUUAGCCUCAUGUCAGCUGGCUGCAUUCUUGGAAGUUGUUCAUCCUUUAAUAGGCAUUGUAAAAACAGGAGUAAUGGCUCCAUUCAUGCAGGUAUGUAUCGUGACAAUCAAAAGUUAGUUAUUUAUAAACUCAUGUCUAAUCUGUACUUGAUCCAUAUGGUAAGUAAAGUAAUAAUUAUAAAGAACUUUAGUAUUGACGGUAUUUUAAUCAUGUAUAGAACACAUCCCAAGCUUGUAAUUGGUAAGCAAAGGUCAAACAUCAUUGACAGUUGUCAUAUUCAAGCCAUUAAGUUUCAAUAAAACAACAUUAUUAAAGGAGGCAGAGAAUAGUCUACUAGCUGACGAUAUACCAAGUGAAUAGUCAGUCUUGAGUUAUGUCACAAAGAACACAACAAUGAUCCCUAGCCCUCACACAAUAACGUAAUAAACUUCACACAAUAGAGUGAAACAAUAUUAUAGUGCAAAUAUAUUAUCUUGACGUCAGGUAUAUCACACAUCACCCAGCCAGUCCAACCUUUCACCCUGAGACCAUAAGUUAUGAGAGAAAGAUUUAAAGCCAUUUUUUAUGGCCCUAACAAACCUUUCUCUCUAAUUUAGAGCACUAUCAAAAUAAAUAAGCAAGCCAAAUGUAUGAAUACAGUAGCAUCGUUUAUGAACCACCGUACUUUAUUUUCAGAGCUUUCAAUAAUUCACUGCUUACCACACUGUAUAGCAGGCUGGUUUUUUGUGUUUUUUUUUCUUUUGCAUUUGUAAAACAAGAGAUACAGCUGAGUGAAAACUGAGGUCACAUGAGAAAACAAUGGGGGAUGCCUGAGUGGGGGCAAGGUAAAAAAUUCUUUCUGUUUUUUUCUUUCCCUCACCUCCUCCCUCAUUGUUUUCACACUUGACCUUGGUUCAGCCUUUGCAAGUCUGUAUCUCUUACUUUACAAAACACAACCAAAAAACACCCCAAAAAGACCAGAAUUCAUCCACCUGAUCUUUGCUAUAAAAUUAUAUCAGUGUUGAAGUAUUCAUUAUUACAUAAAGUGUAAUAUUGCAUUUGUCUUUGAUCUUUGUUCAUUGGUAGUAGGGAGGUGGUAGUAGGGAGUUUGAAACCAGGUGAUCAGGUAAAACUUUAGAAUUAUUGUUUUAUUUUAUCACAGCUAUUUCAACUAUUUGUUUAGUUACCCGUUUGAUUAUAUAAACACCAAUGAAAUACCAGGUGAGCUUUCGCACGAAAAAUUGAUAUCUUCACAUGUGAAAUAACAUGUUAUCUUCACAUGUGAAAAGAUCACGUUUGCUAUGGCUACAUAAUAAAUUGCGCCUUUCACACCAAAAAAAUAUUAAAGUGAAAUGGUUUUGGUAGUUCAUUGGUGUUUAUAUAAUAAAUAGAACAUUUACAUGGCCGCUUGGAGAUACGAAAUUUCUCUUCUCUUGUUGAAAAAAUAUUUCACUCGUUCGCUGCGCUCACUCAUGAAAUAUUUUUCAACACUCGAGGAGAAAUUUCGUAUCUCCACACGGCCAUGUAAUAUUCUCUAUUUAUCGAUCAUCAUAACUGGUCAUUUAUUUUUCCUUAUACAUUUGUUUAUCUAUUUAUUUUGUUAGUUUAAAAAAAUCGACUUAUGUUACUAAAGGUGUCAUCAACCAAAAAUUUUUAACAAAACACAACUUUGUUAAGACAAAAUCCACCAGUAAAUUGAGUAAUUUUAAUUUUCAGUGGACAAAAACCUUGUACCAGAAUAAUUUAAAGAAUAUUGCAUUCUUUUUUUAUAUUAAUUUUUUCAAGGGCUUAACAUGUAAUAAAUCAUCUGCAGUAACACCAAAGAAAAUUUCUCAUGGAAGUCCAAGAAAAUGAAUGUCAAAUUGUGAUUACACAGUUAAAAUUCUGAAAAUUUCAUGUGUAAGAUGUAAUAUUGCUGUGAAAUUUGACAUUCAUUUUCUCGGGCUCCGAUGAGAAAUUUGUUUUGGUGUCACUACAGAUGAUUUAUUACAUCUUUAGCCCUUGAAAAAUGUAAAAGAGGUUAUAAUAAAAUAUGCUUUAAAUUAUUCUGGUACAAGAUUUUUGUCCACUGAAAAUCAAAAUUACUCACUGUCCUUGUGGAUUCCGUCUUAAAUUCUUGCUAGUGUAAAUUAUUGCAUUUUAAUUUGCAGGUAUUUGGUAGAAACUUGGUUCUUUUUUUGGUUGUUGUACCAAAUGAGGAGCUUCACAAGCAGGCUACAGUAUUUAGUCUGUUCUUUGUGUGGUCUCUUAUUGAAGUCAUCAGGUACCCAAAAUGCAGGCAACAAUAUGGCAUUUAAUUAAUAAUAUUUGGACAUUUAAUGCAACUUGGACUACUGCAAGCACAAUUUGAUAUUUUCAGUGUGUAUGUUGUUACAAUCAUUAUAUUAAUAUUUUGUGACAACAUUUUUGUCACAUAGUGAGGGUGUUUCAUGUUGUUGUAAAAACCAUCACUCGUUCUCUUUUGUGUUGUGCUGUGGGUAUUGUUCAGUGUAUGUGCCAGCAAGAACAGGAAACCACUGGCCUACAGUGCAUGCUACAAUGUAGUUUGUUUUUACGGGCAGCAAGAGUGCAAAAAAAGCUCUAAAAGGUGCUCUUAAGUUCUUUCCUUGGAUUUUACUUUGAGCAACUCAUCUUUAGAGAUGACCAUGUUGUCAGUAGUCCCUAGUUCGACUGUAUACAUCCACUUAGUGUAGGUGUCAAGGGGUAACAGGCUGAGUGAUCUUUAUUGUUGUGAACAUUAAUUUGAAAACCAAUAUUUUUUGGGAAAAUCAUUCAAGAAUGAAAUGUUACCUUGUUGAAUAAAAAUGGAAAUUUAAUUGGGAAUGUUAGUGCCUAUCAUAGGCCUUUAUGGUACUUUGUGUAACAUUUUAGCCAUGAAGUUGGCUUAUGCAGAAGAAACAACCCCUUGCUAUAAGUUUUGUCUUAGUAAUUUAUAAUAUAAACCUCCUCCCUGGCCUCUUAAAGUCAUCAAAAAAGCACCUUGCUGUGAUUACCAAAUUUGUGUAUCAAAAGAAAAGCGAAAAGGAUUCUGGUCUUAGUGGUAAAAUGGCGCCAUCAUGCAAACGGCCUAUUUAAUUUAAAUAAACAGUGAAUAUCCCCAUAUGAAAAAAAGGUUUGUUACUCUUGCUUGCGUAAACAGCGAGACUCAUAAUCUGCAACGCAUUUUCGAAUUUUUGUUUGAAUUUUAUACAUAAAUAGGGGGUCAUUGUGCUAGACAUUCCUAGCAGAGACCGUGGAAACUGGGACUAAGAAUCGUUGGAUGAUCGAAGCCACACAUGUUUAGCCUGGUUAGCUCAGUUGGGAGAGCGCCGGUCUGCUGAGCGGGAGGUCGCGAGUUCGAAUCCUGGCCAGACCAACACUCAGGGUCUUAUAAAAAUAACUGAGGAGAAAGUGCUGUCUUUGUAAUGACAUCUGCAAAUGAUUAGACUUUCAAGUCUUCUCGGAUAAGUACGAUAAACCGGAGGUCCCGUCUCACAAACCUUGUUCACAUAUAACUCUGUGGGACGUUAAAGAACCCACACACUAUUCGAAAAGAGUAGGGGAGGUAGUUCCCGGUGUUGUGGUCUAUCUUCAUCACUAACCAUCAUCACUCAUCAUGGGUUGGGAGGGUUCAGUGGGCUCAUAAAUGGACUGAUAGCGGCUGCCAUCGGCGCCCUUAGUAUGCUGAUGUCCGAGCCCACUGCAAAAAGCUAUGUAAAGAGGACAUGUAUGUUUGUCCUCUCAAUCGCGACAUUGACAUUGACAUUGAGGAAAGAUUAAAUUUAGAGCUUUUCUGAAACGUGUUGGUCCACGAAUUCUAUGGCUUUAAAGCGUUGAUUACUUUGGAACAAGUGAACACUACUGAGAAGUUGAAAAAAAAAUCUUACUUAGCAAAACUGCGAUGGUCGGGACUGUUGUAAACUUUCAUUGUAUGCAAAUGGGUUUUGUGAUGAGAAUGCGGCUUAUUUUCGGCGAUGAUUGAAAUGACGUGCCAUGUAAAUCACUUUUUUGAUCUCUGGCAAUGAUGUAAUUUCUCUGAAAUCGAAGCCCUUGAAUUUUCGUGUAUUUAUACACACGUAUAGCCUGCGACCGCACACAUAUUUUCAGUCGUCACUAACAUGUGUACUAAAUCAGUUCAGAAACAAGUAAAGAGCAUCAACAUUGAUAAAGUAGGAGGAAAAUCCUGUUUCGUGUAGAAUUAAUUUUUUCCUGAUUUCUCGAUCUAAUCUCCAAGCAAGAGAGACUGAAUGCCACUGUAAGCGCAUUCUUGUUUAAUCUUCAUCAGGAAUUAAAAUAGAAACUCACUACUUUUUGUAGAAUGUCCAGAUUUUUUUUCAUGAGUCUCCAGAUUUUCCUUUAUCAGGGGUUCGCGGGUCUGCAGUAGGUUUCCUCAAGACCCAUAUUUCUCUAAGUUUUAGUACUGGAGAAUACACUAUGUAUGCUUUAUGGGAUGACUUGAGAAUUUGAAAUUUGAAAGUCAUUCCAAUCCCUUAGAGAAACUUAUGAAAAAUUGUAUAAUUCAGUAAUGUUUUUGGACAACCAUCCUAAAGAAUGCGGUUGUCAGAAACACAAAUGUGUUUUUCUAUAAAAUAUAAUGUUUUCCUCAAACUGUUUUAGUUUUCAUCAGAAAUACAGCCUGCUACUUUUGGCAUGUUUUCAUUAAUAUUCAUUUGAUAAAUUUAUGGUACAGAUCAAUCGUGUUGUGAAGGGGUGAAAAAUUCCAAUAAACUAAGGCAGUUUGUGUCAGGCUUUUCUCCGCUUCCACUAUAAUUAAAUUUUCUUUCUCCCUUUUUUCUUCUCUUCUCUUUCUUCUUAGAAAAGCCUCAUGCUCUAGCUCAGCCUGAUAAAUUACUGGUAUAAUUUAUUAGUUUCUCAUUCCUCAAUUCUAUACUCAUCUAAUUUUUGUAUGUUAUUUUUGUUGCUUUUUUAUACACUCAGGAAAGUCACUGCUUUUUAGUAUUUUACUUGCUUGUAGCUUUGAUAUUGCACAAUUAUAACUUUUGCAUGUAGGUACCUUGAAAGGGCAACAGUUUACAUGAACCUGAAUCAUAUUAUUACAUAAAGAUUUUCCUCAGAAGAAUUAGUGCUUGCUUGUUGUUUCACAGGUACCCAUUUUAUGCCUCUCAAGUCCUUGGCAUCAAAAUAGAACCACUGAUCUGGCUUCGAUAUACAAUGUGGAUUCCUUUGUAUCCACUGGGCAUUUUAUCUGAAGGUAAGGCUUAUCAACACAUGUUGUCUUAAAAUGAGCUUGGAUGUUGCCAUGCAAUUUUACUGUUGUCUACCAGUUUUCCACCGUCACCUCCUUCAAUAACAAUUGAAGAUGUGGUUUGCAUUCCAUGAUUUUCAUGGGAAAGAACUAAACGUUUUGAUUGGACAUUAUUUGACCAUCCACUAGGCGUUGCACACAGGUAACUCAGAUUAGCAGAUUUUGAAGACGGGUCAGAUGUGCAGCUGAGUGGCUAAAACAAUAGAAUCAUUUUUAGCUUGCAUGCAGGCACUAAUCAUUCCUUCCUCACCCAUAUACCUUUCACUCAUGUACUGCUUGUGCACCUAAUUAUUUUCCUCUACAGGAAAAUAAUUAGGUGCGCUUUCCCUUGUCCUUCACUACACCAGCUUUGCAUGUUAUCUUGAAAUUCGCUUUCUGCACAUGCAUGCUUGAACUUCACUGAGGCCAUAAAGUAAUAUCAAGAAAAGCCAGGGAAGUGCUAAACAUCAAAACAACAUUUUGGCUAAUUGAGGGUUUAUUUGGCCUGAUAGUGAUCCAGAAAUGGCUCCUCUAUACUCGAAUGGUGAUGGCAUAAUUUCCAGGUGAUAAGGGUUGCCGUGUGGCUCAAAAAGUGUGGUUGUGUAUUACAAACGGGCUGGUCGUAAGGUGUGGUUAUACUAUUAAAUAUCACCAUUGGCAUUACUAAGAUCCAACUGAAUUUCUUUUACAACUGAACAGGUACUCUGAUAUGGCAGGCAAUUCCUUUGCUGGAUAAAUCUGAGAGGUUUUCUGUCAACCUGCCCAAUGUGCUUAACUUUGGUUUCAGUUUUUCAUGGUUCCUCAGGGUGUACCUUGUGUUUCUAGUUGCAGGUUAGUUGAGCACAAUCAUUCUUUGUCAGAGACAGAAUUAACUUAGCAAUUUCUGGUUAAACGUUCUUUCACCAAGAUGACUCUUAUCUUGCUUGAUUCAGAACUGGACUUUUUCAGAACAGAAACCAUAAUUUUUCAGAUUUUUCUAAAACCAUUUGUAGAAUGGAAUGUUUGAACUAUUAACUUUCCUUGUGUCUGCCUUAAAGAAGACUACAAAAUGUGGCAUUUUUUCUGCUGUUGCAGGAAACCAAACUGCCGGGCUGUCAUUAAGAGGUGGGGGCUGGGGAUUUCCCCUCGCUACUUUCAAAGGAAAAUAGAAGAAAAUAGAGUUAAAACAAAUCCCUAGCUGUUUGAUUCCCCACCUACUUGUUGUAUUUACUCAGCACCUUGAAAUCUUUGUGACAACCCUGCCAAAGAUAUAUAUAAUGCAUCAGUCAAUUCCAGCUGCACCCAAAUUUUGCAAAUUUAACACACACGCAGUUUCGAAUUCCUAUCUGAAUAUAACUAUGCAGAGGAUUUUACUGGAAAAAAACCAGGGGGUGGUUGGGGUUGGGCUGGGCACAGCUGGAAUUGACCGAUGCAUAAACAGGUUAGAGGGAUAAGGACUAAUAUAAACAAGCCUUCAGUAAAGCAUCCUGCACCAAGCCUCAUAAGGUGGAAUGCACCCUCCUGGCCACCACCACCUAUUCCAAAACCAAUAGAACUAUUCUUUCCCAGUCAAACACGGUAAAUUAUGUUACUCUUGAUUUUUCAAAUGUCAGAAUAAUUCAUAUUAAUUAAUUCCAAAUAUUUCCCAGAAGGAAUCUAAGUGAACAUAAGACAGUAAUGCCAAUUACUGCCAAAACAAAACAUCUUUAGUUCAAUAAUGAUAAAGUGAAAUAAUUUCCCCUUGUGAUUCUAAUGCUUUAAUACUGCACUUCUUAAGAACAUGAAUUCGACGUACACCAACAUUUACAAAUUUCUUACAUAUGACCCAAACAGACCAUGUAGGAAACAUACCAACAGGUUCCCUUCAGCAUUUUUUAAAGAUCUCUUUCGCAUGUUUUAAUUCAUUUUACUUGUUUCACUUCGUCACAAUUAUGGCUGAUGGAGGCAAAAACAUAACCAUUAGUUAAAUUUUUUACUUCGAGUUUGCAUCUUUGCAAAUAAUUUUAUGCCCCAUUAUGUACAUUUUUUUGGGAUUUGUUGUUUUUUGUUUUUCAGGAGGAUCGUACAUGAUGAAGCAUAUGUAUAUCCUGCGCCAACGACGCUGUGGAAAAACAAAAACAAAGACAAGAUAACUGAUGAAAUGCUAAUGUAGUGGUUCAAAUUUAUCCUUGGUUUAAAUCUAAUCUUCCUAUUGUUUUUGGGUAUGGUAAAAUGAUAAUGACUUUGAAACAAUGAAAAUAAAAUUUAAACCAAGGAUAAAACUGAACCACAACACAUUUGCGUGAGAAAUAAAUGUGAGAAUAACGCACCCAGUUCAGCCUCUCAAUCUGUCAGUUGCUGCUAGUAUUUGUUGGUUAUGGAACACUUUCUUUUAAGGUGGCUCGGCCCAGUUUUCAAUCCCUACUGAAUGUACAAUAUACUAUGCAGCUAAAAGUACACAUGGCACUUUCAAUAACAUCAUACUAUGCA
Messenger RNA from Porites lobata, 12414 nucleotides. NCBI's taxonomy places the organism in Eukaryota, Metazoa, Cnidaria, Anthozoa, Scleractinia, Poritidae. The record is from the annotation of a GenBank genome assembly.